UUUUUGUAAAUUACAGUUUUAAAUGGUAACAUCUACAGGUGUAUGUUUGCUGUAUUUUUAAGUUUUUCAGGCAACCACAUCUGCCAGUUUUUUUUUCUUCUGUAAAAACUUCAGGAUGUUUUUUUUACAGUGUAGUAAAUUAUUUUUGUAUAAUUUUACAGUGGUGUUGGAUGGACAGUAGUUUGGUUGAUUUGGAUCCCUGUUUGUUUCGGCUUAGCUUUGGCCCUGAUGUCAUGAAGUCAGGCAGAGGAUGUGGGAUUUGUGUAUGUCAUAGUAUUUUUGCAGAAUACCCGGUGCAGCUUUGCUUAACAAUGCGUUGAGUUGUGGUCUUCGAGCUGAAGGUGGCUUCCUGUCCUCCUCCGCUGCGCAGGAUGCCUCACAGCCUCGCUCUCAGUCUGCACCUCUGAGCUCAGGGGCAUCUGGAGGGCCAAAGGGCAUCAGGAUCUCCUCCAGCGUCCAGCCGCCGUUCUCCCGCUCACUGGAGGUUUUAUGGACGAAGCCUCGGCUCUCAGCCCGUCCAGUGCUCUAGAAGCAUCUCCUCGUGAACGCAGCAGAAGAUGGCUACGACACUGCAUGAAUUCACACAGUUUGUGGAUCCUAAGACUUUCCCCCGAGUGCUUCAGAUCCAGUCAGGAUUUUAUUAUCAAGGUUGCGUGUAUGAGAUGUUUGGAAGAGAGUGCUCUCUUGCGACUGGAGAUCUGCUGAAAGUCAUUGACUUCGCCAUCACCAGAUUCACGGCGCAGAGCUCCAACAGCACUGAGAUCGACAUCCCAGUGGAGUAUCCAGGUUUGUUCAAACUGGUGUCUGACAGCCAGCCGUACCGAAGCAUAGAAGAGAUAGCGGCCUCGCUGAAGAUCGGCUCCCAUCGGCUGGGCCAGCCCGUGUUCCUCAGCGGUCAGGAGAUUCAGCUGCCGCAGGGCGUCAUACGGGAGCGAGACAGCUUCAGGAUCACCGCCGUCACCCACGAGCUCAACGCUGGCCGUGUGCAGUGCGAGCUGCUCCACAGAGAGCCGCGCUUCUGCUUCAGCCUGAGCUUCUCCCAGCAGGGCCACUUCACAGAGUGCGCGGACGACCAGUUCUACUCCCUGAAAGAGAUCGCGGAGUGGAAAAUCUCCAAAGGCAGAAAGAGGACUGUAACCGAGGUCAAAGCUCCGGCCAAGAAGGACUUCUUGUUUUCCAGUUUGUUGGAGAAUGUAUCUGGAGAGCUGACACUGACCCCUGUGUAUGAACUAAAGGCUGUUUCAAGCCUCAGCGAGAAAGUUCUGCUCAUCCCGUCAAAUUUGGAUGUGGAGGUGGUGGAUGUGACAGAACAGUUUGAUUGCGACUCCUUUGUACAGCCUCUCUCUCUUUCGGAUGUUUUUAAGAGGCCUCCGGAGUUCUUUCCUGUGGUGGCCAAGCUGUCAAAUGAAAGGCAUUUCAAGCUUUCGCUGGAGCUGGAGUCCCUUUUCAAUUCCAAUCAGGUGAUCAUUCAUCAUGCUUUUUAUGCCAAGCGAAUCCUGGCCUCGGAAACGUGCCGUGAAUCAACGAGACACUUUCUUAUUCCGGAGUCCUAUAACGGACGCUUCAAGCGCCGGCCACGGCAGUUCCCCACCGCCUACGACCUGGAGCGGGCGCGCAGCGAGACCGAACAGAUACGCGUGGUCGCCACCAGAGAGUUCGAGUCGGUGUACAGCGGGCUUGCUUCUGUUCAGGCUGGAGAUGAGUUUAUAGUGACAAAAGGCAAAAGCUGUGCGGUUUCAUGCAAUGGCAUCGAGAAGGCAACUGAUGCAUUUGAGUGUCUGAAAGUCACCGAGAAAAGCCACGGGGUCGAGGUGAAGGAGCCUGUGUGCCUCCCCAUGUGUCUGGAGGGGGGAUUCAUGGAGCUCGUCAAGGACAAGCGCCAAUAUACCAUUGCGGAAAUAUGCCGAUGGUUCCCGCUGCCCUUCAACGUCAAAGUGUCUGUGCGCGACCUCUCUUUGAAGGUGGACGUUUUGGCUGGAGUGCCUGGUCUGCGCAUUGAGGAGGAGAUCUCGGACCCUUGCCUCCUCGUUUCAAACGAUGAGCUCUCAGAGUUCAGGGAGGUGCCAGUAAACCGUACAGACUUGAUCCUUAGCAUAAAACAACACUGGGCUGGCGAAAAUCCCAAAUAUAGUGUAAAGUCAGCCAUAGAGGAGAUCUCAGAGGACUGUUACUACACCCUGAGGAGGUACGCUGUCGCUACUGUUACACCCCCUCCACGGCCUCCGAAAAAACCCAAACAACCUCCACCGCGACCCCCCAAGAUGCUCUCAUCCAGAUCUGAGAGCGCAAACAGUGACAACUCCAGCUGCUCUCCAAAGAGUCUCCGCGUUGAACCUUUUAAACAAGACGACUUCAUUCAAUGCAGUGACUCAAAAAAUGGAAAUGACAAAAAGAUUCCCAGUAGUCCAGACACAUUUCCAAAACCGAUCCUUCAGAAAGCUCUCGCCAAGGGCCGAAGUCUGGACGACAUAUCCAUCGGAAAAAACGAAGAUGACGACACUGAUGUGCACGAUUACGAAUAUAUAGAUGAGGAUCAGCUUGACAACAUAAGAAAGGCGUACAACGAACAGCACGUCAACGUGGGCGUGAAAGGAAAGCCGAGUAACACAAUAUAAGUAUACUAUGGAAACACAACAUGGUGCAACAAAGAAAGAGUCAUUGACCAAGGCUUAUUUAUUUAAUAAUCACAAAUAUACAUUAUUAUAAAUAUGAUGGAAUGCAAAUAAUUUAUUAGGUUAAGGUCUGUCAGUGUUUUCAAAUCCCAUUGCAGAAAUGUACAGUGUGAUUUUUGGAUUGCUUUUCUUAAAUGGAUUAAUGCCAAGCUUCGAGUAAACAGGUUAAAGUACAUCAGUUCAGUCAGUUGAUGGUCUCCCUAGAACAGGCUGGACAUUAUUUAACAAAUUCUUUAAAAGCAGAAUUGCUACUCAUAAAUCAUAAAUGAUUAAAACAGUCAAUCUUUCUGCACAUACAAACACUGCAAACGGCUGUCAGUCUUCACGAUGGGCUUCAGUACCAGAUCAGACAAUACAAUGUUUGAAACCCAUUUGGACUGUAGAUGUGAGAUACAGACAAAAUGUACAGAAAAUGAUUUAUCUUUUUAAAGGUGGUUCUACAAGCACUGACACUGCCUGCAUGUCCAAGAGAAACACUGAUGCCAAAUGCUUACUUUAGCGUCUGUUUACCGACUCAGGGCGAGCCGUUUUAACCCGAGGUCACGUUUGUGUGUCAGCCAAAGAGUAUUAUUACAUUACAAUGACAUGAUGAAUUACAUUUAUUGGCACUGGAUAAAAAUGCAG
This is a messenger RNA of Megalobrama amblycephala (Wuchang bream), 3296 nucleotides long. RefSeq names its product thymocyte selection associated (gene themis). NCBI's taxonomy places the organism in Eukaryota, Metazoa, Chordata, Actinopteri, Cypriniformes, Xenocyprididae. Bases 558 to 2615 code for a protein of 685 amino acids. The transcript has 6 exons. Gene Ontology annotation, biological process: T cell receptor signaling pathway. The record is from RefSeq and is a predicted model, not a curated record.